AUGGAUUUCCAAAACAACACACAAAUCCUGAAUAAGGCAACUGACUCUGCCUCUGUAACACCACCAUCGCAUGUGUCAAUUCCAACUGAGUUAUAUUGCAUCUUAUUAAAAUCCGCACUUUCUGAUGUUAACUUCGGUAAUUUUUCACCAGGAAACCCCCCUCCAAUCAACAAUAGUGCCAUAAAUACAGUUCUAACUUCACUUAACAAGGCACCUAGUCAGUUAGAUGAAUCCUACCACAAAUUGAACCUCUUGGUCAACAAAUAUCUGGCUGAAAAAUCGGCUAUACAAGAACAGAAUAACUUAAAGGGCAGUCUAAAGGAGUCUGUCAAUGCAGUUAGGGAAAGACUUCUUCAGCAUUUUAACAUAGUAAAUUCCAUCAAUGCAGACCAGUUACUAACGCCUAAAAAAUUGAUUUCUAGUAAUUAUGGUAAUAAUAAUGCGCAUGGUGAUGUUGAGCAAGUACUGGAACAGAUUGAGGUACAAAAUUCUGCAAAAGAAGACUCUAUAAACCAGUUGGAGCAGAAGAAUAUAACUGAACCGUCGCCUAGUCGAUGGUUAAUCUCACCCAGACGUAUUUUUGGCUCUAAAAACGUAAAUUGUGGAUCUGUAUCAAAAGAUUGCUCUGCUCCCCAAGCAAUCACUCCAAGUGACUGCAAUAUAACAAAAAUUCUUGAUGAAAUCAAGUGCAAAUUUGAUCAGGCAGAUAAUACAAUUCUCAAUAUUGAAGCGCAAUUGGAAAGCGAUAUAUGCGAUCCUAACAAGCGUGAAUGGGAAUUUUCUUCCUUCAUGGGCCCGGCCAAUUCAGACCAGUCAGUGAUAUUUGAGCACGCACGUGCUCUUUAUACAAAUUUAUAUAACCAUGCUAAGACGAACAAAAUGAAAAUUUCUGCCCUACGGGAAAAGUUAGCUGUGUUGCAAACUCACAUUAAGCCAAUGGUAUCGGAUCAUCGUAAUGCCCUAUAA
Molecule: messenger RNA, 966 nt
Organism: Babesia microti strain RI
Lineage: Eukaryota; Apicomplexa; Aconoidasida; Piroplasmida; Babesiidae
Exons: 1
Coding region: 1-966 (321 amino acids)
Source: RefSeq, a predicted model, not a curated record